Dreissena polymorpha is the source of this 1304-nucleotide messenger RNA. Its product is annotated as D-ribitol-5-phosphate cytidylyltransferase-like. The transcript is spliced from 9 exons. Gene Ontology annotation, biological process: protein O-linked glycosylation via mannose. The coding region runs from base 1 to 933 and encodes 310 amino acids. Gene Ontology annotation, cellular component: cytosol. Gene Ontology annotation, molecular function: D-ribitol-5-phosphate cytidylyltransferase activity. NCBI's taxonomy places the organism in Eukaryota, Metazoa, Mollusca, Bivalvia, Myida, Dreissenidae. The record is from RefSeq and is a predicted model, not a curated record.
AUGGCAUCAGAAGAGCUUGUUGUCGGUGUUGUGUUGCCGGCAAGUGGUACAGGGGACAGGUUUAGCUGUCAGACUCCGAAGCAGUUUGCCUGCCUGCUGGACAAACCCAUAUUUUUUCACACAGUGAUGGCAUUUUACAGGUUUGACUGGAUACAAAACAUUGUCAUAAUAGUGAGUACAGAAUACAUUGACAGAGUGACAGCCAUGGUUGACUGCUUCAAAGACAAGGUGAAAGUUGUGCUCGGUAGCAACACCCGACAUAGAUCUAUCUGGGUGGGCGUUCAAGCAUUAUUGCAUGUCCAGCCUGUACCAGAUGUCAUGGUCAUUCACGAUGUAGUGAGACCAUUUUUUGAUGAAGAAGUUGUCAAGACCAUCGUUAAAAAUGCAUUUGUUCAUGGGGCAGCAGGUGUGACACGCCCUCUGGUUUCCACAGUAAUACAAGGUGACGAGAACAACAUGCUGACGGCAUCCCUUGACAGGAACCUGUACUGUGCCAGUGAGAUGCCACAAGCAUUCAAGUAUGGGGUUAUCAAGGAGGCCUAUGAAAAAGCUGAUGAGAAUGACCUCGACUUUGGCACAGAGUGUCUAUUCCUGGCCCUCAAACACUGCCAAACCCCGGCAAAAUUGAUUCCUGGACCGGACAGUCUAUGGAAGAUUACAUACAAAAAAGAUCUCUACGCAGCUGAAGGCAUUAUGAAAGAGACGGGUAUUUGCGUGUGCAUUCAGUCAGUAACAGGCAGUGCCAGUGAAACUGUCCUGCAGUGUUUGGAACAUCAUAUCUCAGAAAAAGGCCUCUCCUGCAAACGGGUCAGUGAGGUGUCAUCGGAUUUCAACACUUACGUGUUUGUGCACACAGAAAAUUCUGACAUUACGACAAUGCUUGAAACCAUGUCACAAGAGGUCUGCGACUGCCACAGAAGAAAACAAAUAUGAAAUAGUCAAGCCAUGUGUGAUUCACGUGUAUGCUGGAAAUCUUUGGGAUACCGAAACGGAGAGAGAAUUUAGUGAAACCAUCACAAAAUUGUCUAAAGACCAGUGUAGCGUGCUUUGGUAUGGAGCAGUUUGCCAGAGCACCUGUGGCAGGCUUGGGAAAAUGGUGGCGAGUCUCUGUUGGACAAGAGAAGACAGUUUCUCAGGACAGACAUUUGUACUUCAUUCAUGACGUCUACUUACAGUUGACCAAUGUGUCAUGGACAACAGAGGAAAAACCUAUAUCAAUAGUACCUUACCUGCUUUUGAAGAUCACGUGUGAAAUCGAAAGUUAAGAACAUGGGUAUUGUCUUCUUAUGGAUCUUGCAACACAU